CUAUUGCGGCGUUAUAGGGCCGUAAUUGAUUUAAGGCGUUCCAACGCCCUAUUAGAUACGAUCUACCGCCCAGGUUCAUGUUAUUACUGAGCAUCGGGACUAUACCUGUAUAGACAAAGGGGCUUUUAUCACAUACCUUGCAAGAUUCGAACCGUCCAAGGAUGGCAACAGUAGCCUAACUAUGCGCACAAGCGGAGCCACGUGUGUUAUUGCGUGGACGCCGUACAGCGUGAUUACGUCGUACUAAGACGUUAUAUAACGCCAUAAUAGGGCGUUAUUACGCCUUAAAAUAGGGAUUACGCCUUAAACUAGAGCAUUAUAGGCGUUACAACACCGUAUUAGGGCGUUAUAACGCCGUAAAAUUAAAAAAAUGUAUUCCAGGCGGAGAUCAGCCAACGUAGAAUAGUGGUCACGGUGUUAGAUACUUGCACGAUGGAGCUUUAUCUCGAGAUAGUGGAUGGACUGAGACCAAGUUUACUCUGGAGAUCACGAAUGUUUGGGGUAGGCACGGUAUGCUGGUGUCAGGUAACUGACUCCGGCAAGCUGGUUGUCUGAACUUUGAUGACCUACAUUUAAGUUCGACAGUUUGGUUUUCUACGUGGGACACUGAUCUAGCUAGCAUAGCAAACAACAUGCGUGAAUGAUAAUUUCAGACGCUGGUAGCUGCGGAUGGUUGAAUUUAUGUCUGCGUGGGAGUACGGUCUCCUGUAGAAGUCAUCCUCUAUUCUUCAUACACUGCGCCUUCACCUGAUCACCAUGAGCUCAGCCGGUCAGACGGGCCAAAUCACCUUGCAGGCUGGUCUGCAGCCGAUGACGAGCUACGGCCCUAUGGAAUUUCAACCCAACAAGCCGCGCGCAGCAGUUGCCGCCCUGAGGGGGCUGUCGGUAGCUCACAUUGUGGUGGGCAUCCUCUGUGUUCUCUUUGGAUUGGUUGCCAUAAUACUUGAGUGCAAUUACUCCUUUGUUGGAUGGGGUCUUUGGAGCGGACUUUUGUUUUUUGUGGUGACCGGCAUUCUGGGCGUGAUUACACCGGGCCGAAAGUACACCAGAGGAGUGGCCAUUGCAUUCUUGGCGAUGUCCGUCGUAUCUGCCAUCGUAGCAUUCAUAUUGAUGACUACUUCUAUCAUUUUUGCUGCCUGGGAGUCAUCAUACUGCAACCCCUCCACCUUCUAUUUCUAUUCAACCUGUCACUUUCCCCCGACAACCCGCCUGGCAAUUGAUGCGUCGUUGGCAGUUCUCGGCCUGGGAGAGAUGGUCCUUGGCAUCCUGACUGCCACGCUCUCCUGCUAUGGCAUGUGCGGAUGUUGCCGCUCUUACUCCCCAGUCAUGGUGCAGUACAUGUCCCAACCAGACAAUGAACAGGCUGCGCCAAUGACGACCAUGCAGCAACAGCAAGCAGCAUCCGAAGUGCCUAGUGCAGUGUAGGGCGAGAAUGAUCCAGGGCAUUAUAGGGAGCAGAGGACACAGUUUCUUGACAAAAGGGGAAGUGCAGGAUUCCUUCGUGUCAUCAAUACGGACUUUCCGAAACUCACUCAAUUACAUCCCGUCACUGAACGCAAAGAAACUGAUGUGAUGUACCAAGAUUGAUAGUGACUUGGCCUAAACGGGUUUGCACAAUUUAUGCGGAAGUGGGGCUUUGUCUAACACAUUGUUGUGCUUUUUUUGGGGGGGGGGUCGGGAUCUUGUAAUAUCACCCAGUUUUACGCGUGUAAAAAGCUGACUCUGUAGAUAAGCCAAUGAUAUUGAUUCCAGUUUUAACAAGCUGCUUUGUGUUAAUAGCAAUACUUAUGUCAAAUAAAGAUAGUAUCAUUGUUUUCAACAUAUAUUGAACAAUGGCGUACAUUAAACCAUGCACAAAGAUGUA
Molecule: messenger RNA, 1864 nt
Organism: Acanthaster planci (crown-of-thorns starfish)
Lineage: Eukaryota; Metazoa; Echinodermata; Asteroidea; Valvatida; Acanthasteridae
Source: RefSeq, a predicted model, not a curated record